AUGCCAAACGACAGCCUGGUGCUGAGCAGCUUGGACAGCAUUUACAUCGGCACCGAGUGCUUGGUCGCUUUGUUUGCCACUUUGGGUAACGUCCUGGUCAUCUGGGUGGUGAAGCUGAACUCGACAUUUCAGAACACGACCCUGUACUUCAUCGUUUCCCUGGCGCUGGCUGAUAUCGCGGUGGGGAUGCUCGUCGUGCCCCUGGCCAUCGUGGUGAGUCUGGGCAUCAGCGUCCCCUUCUACACCUGCCUAUUUCUGUGCUGCCUGAUGGUGAUUUUCAGUAUCGCGUCCAUCCUCUCCCUCCUGGCCAUCGCCAUCGACCGCUACCUGCGAGUGAAGCUGCCAACCAGAUAUAAAAUAAUUGCUACAGAGAGAAGAGUUUGGUGGGCACUGGCUUUGUGCUGGUCUUUGUCCCUGACAGCAGGAUUAGUCCCCAUGUUUGGAUGGAACAAGACAGAACCGAGACACUCUGACUUUCUCCGGUGUCGAUUCACCUCUGUGAUGACGAUGGAUUACAUGGUAUAUUUUUUCUUCUUCGUAUGGAUGCUUAUCCCCCUGCUCAUCAUGUGUGCUCUGUACGUUGAAAUCUUCCACAUCAUCCGGACAAAGCUCAGACAAGGUACAACCAGCAUGAAGGGGGCAGGAGCUUUUUAUGGACAGGAGUUCAAGACAGCCAAAUCUCUAGCACUUGUUCUCUUCCUGUUUGCAAUAUCCUGGUUGCCUCUGUGCAUUCUAAACUGCGUUUCCUAUUUUUGCCCUGAAUGUCAGAUCCCCCCGUAUUUGAUGUACUUGGGAAUCCUGUUAUCCCAUGCCAAUUCUGCCAUGAACCCCAUUGUCUACGCCUGCAAGAUAAAGAAGUUCAAAAAGACGUACCUUUUAAUUUUAAGGACCUAUAUCCUGUGCAAAAAACCAGACCCAGUUCUUACAGAGCAAACAACAGACCAACAGUCAUAA
Messenger RNA from Tauraco erythrolophus (red-crested turaco), 954 nucleotides. RefSeq names its product adenosine receptor A3. NCBI's taxonomy places the organism in Eukaryota, Metazoa, Chordata, Aves, Musophagiformes, Musophagidae. The record is from RefSeq and is a predicted model, not a curated record. Gene Ontology annotation, cellular component: dendrite; plasma membrane; synapse. Gene Ontology annotation, molecular function: G protein-coupled adenosine receptor activity. Gene Ontology annotation, biological process: G protein-coupled adenosine receptor signaling pathway.